Messenger RNA from Lymnaea stagnalis (great pond snail), 15117 nucleotides. Lineage: Eukaryota; Metazoa; Mollusca; Gastropoda; Lymnaeidae. The record is from the annotation of a GenBank genome assembly.
AGCACCGAAACAUAGGACUUCAGUACUUUUUGUCCAUUAAAUUUGAUCAUUCUUAUUUUUGGUUUGUAUAAAAAGGGGACUUAGGUACAUUUUAACGUCUCCAAAUUUAUGCUAUAUAUGGGGCUAAACCGGAUAAGUAAAGGUCAACGUUUCGUUUGAUUUUCAAAAAAAUGUGACUUAAGUACUUUUAGCACUAGGGUCUUCAAAUGGAUUACAAAAUAUUUUGCUAUUUAUGGAUACUUUUAUUUGUUUAAAAAGUUUAUUUUUCCUAUGGGUAUUUUUGUGGUGGCCCAUUUCUCCUGGUGUCCUAAGCAAGCGCAUAUAUUGUUUAAAGGCCAUUCCAUGCGGGACAGAUAGGAGAGGGCGAAAGGUCCCGGAAAGAGGAGGGAGAGCAUCGUUAAUGAUAAAAUGAUAGUUACUUUCGAUUUAAUAUUCCCUUGUGAGAGAACAUGCAAUGACGAACUUUAGGCCUACAAAUAACGGUAAUGUUACCACUGAUUUAGAAGCUCCCCACUUUAGGCCUACAAAUAACGGUAAAGUUACCACUGAUUUAGAAGCUUCCCACUUUAGGCCUACAAAUAACGGUAAUGUUACCACUGAUUUAGAGGCUCCCCACUUAAGGCCUACAAAUAACGGUAAUGUUACCACUGAUUUAGAAGCUCCCCACUUUAGGCCUACAAAUAACGGUAAUAUUACCACUGAUUUAGAGGCUCCCCACUUUAGGCCUACAAACAACGGUAAUGUUACCACUGAUUUAGAGGCUCCCCACUUUAGGCCUACAGAUAACGGUAAUGUUACCAGUGAUUUAGAGGCUCCCCACUUUAGGCCUACAAAUAACGGUAAUGUUACCACUGAUUUAGAGGCUCCCCACUUUAGGCCCUCAAAUAACGGUAAUAUUACCACUGAUUUAGAAGCUCCCCACUUUAGGCCUACAAAUAACGGUAAUGUUACCACUGAUUUAGAGGCUCCCCACUUUAGGCCUACAAAUAACGGUAAUGUUACCACUAAUUUAGAGGCUCCCCACUUUAGGCCUACAAAUAACGGUAAUAUUACCACUGAUUUAGAGGCUCCCCACUUUAGGCCUACAAAUAACGGUAAUGUUACCACUGAUUUAGAAGCUUCCCACUUUAGGCCUACAAAUAACGAUAAUGUUACCACUGAUUUAGAAGCUCUCCACUUUAGGCCUACAAAUAACGGUAAUGUUACCACUGAUUUAGAGGCUCCCCACUUUAGGCCUACAAAUAACGGUAAUGUUACCACUGAUUUAGAAGCUCCCCACUUUAGGCCUACAAAUAACGGUAAUGUUACCACUGAUUUAGAGGCUCCCCACUUUAGGCCUACAAAUAACGGUAAUGUUACCACUGAUUUAGAGGCUCCCCACUUUAGGCCUACAAAUAACGGUAAUAUUACCACUGAUUUAGAAGCUCCACACUUUAGGCCUACAAAUAACGGUAAUGUUACCACUGAUUUAGAGGCUCCCCACUUUAGGCCUACAAAUAACGGUAAUAUUACCACUGAUUUAGAAGCUCCCCACUUUAGGCCUACAAAUAACGGUAAUGUUACCACUGAUUUAGAGGCUCCCCACUUUAGGCCUACAAAUAACGGUAAUGUUACCACUGAUUUAGAGGCUCCCCACUUUAGGCCUACAAAUAACGGUAAUGUUACCACUGAUUUAGAGGCUCCCCACUUUAGGCCUACAAAUAACGGUAAUGUUACCACUGAUUUAGAGGCUCCCCACUUUAGGCCUACAAAUAACGGUAAUGUUACCACUGAUUUAGAGGCUCCCCACUUUAGGCCUACAAAUAACGGUAAUGUUACCACUGAUUUAGAGGCUCCCCACUUUAGGCCUACAAAUAACGGUAAUGUUACCACUGAUUUAGAGGCUCCCCACUUUAGGCCUACAAAUAACGGUAAUGUUACCACUGAUUUAGAGGCUCCCCACUUUAGGCCUACAAAUAACGGUAAUGUUACCACUGAUUUAGAGGCUCCCCACUUUAGGCCUACAAAUAACGGUAAUGUUACCACUGAUUUAGAGGCUCCCCACUUUAGGCCUACAAAUAACGGUAAUGUUACCACUGAUUUAGAGGCUCCCCACUUUAGGCCUACAAAUAACGGUAAUGUUACCACUGAUUUAGAGGCUCCCCACUUUAGGCCUACAAAUAACGGUAAUGUUACCACUGAUUUAGAGGCUCCCCACUUUAGGCCUACAAAUAACGGUAAUGUUACCACUGAUUUAGAGGCUCCCCACUUUAGGCCUACAAAUAACGGUAAUGUUACCACUGAUUUAGAAGCUCCCCACUUUAGGCCUACAAAUAACGGUAAUGUUACCACUGAUUUAGAAGGUCCCCACUUUAGGCCUACAAAUAACGGUAAUGUUACCACUGAUUUAGAGGCUCCCCACCAUUUUUGCCCCACACCCCACCUGAGCAAAUACAAAGGUUUAGUCACCACCCUUACGCCAUUUAAAUUGCCCCCCCCCCCUUUUUCACCACUUUGGGAAAUACUGAGCUAAUACAAUGAGAGCUUUUAAAACAAGCUAAACUUAUACAGUGACAUCAUAUAUAUACAUAACAGUAUAGCUAAAACGUAUACAGUGACAUCAUGUAUAUACAUAGCAGUAUAGCUAAAACUUAUACAGUGACAUCAUGUAUAUACAUAGCAGUAUAGCUAAAACUUAUACAGUGACAUCAUGUAUAUACAUAACAGUAUAGCUACAACUUAUACAGUGACAUCAUGUAUAUACAUAGCAGUAUAGCUACAACUUAUACAGUGACAUCAUGUAUAUACAUAACAGUAUAGCUACAACUUAUACAGUGACAGCAUUUAUAUACAUAGCAGUAUAGCUACAACUUAUACAGUGACAGCAUGUAUAUACAUAGCAGUAUAGCUACAACUUAUACAUUGACAGCAUGUAUAUACAUAGCAGUAUAGCUACAACUUAUACAGUGACAGCAGAUAUAUACAUAGCAGUAUAGCUACAACUUAUACAGUGACAGCAUAUAUAUACAUAGCAGUAUAGCUACAACUUAUACAGUGUCAGCAUGUAUAUACAUAGCAGUAUAGCAACAACUUAUACAGUGACAUCAUGUAUAUACAUAGCAGUAUAGCUACAACGUAUACUCUGACAUCAUAUACAUACAUAGCAGUAUAGCUACAACUUAUACAGUGACAGCAUGUAUAUACUUAAAAGUAUAGCUACAACUUACACAGUGACAGCAUGUAUUUACAUAGCAGUUUUGGUUCAACCAUGGUCGGCGAAAAAGGGCAGUCGUCUGGGGCGCAUACUGACCACAGAAGAGCCAAAUGCUGAAAAGUCGUCAAUCGACUUAACACUGUAUUACGAUACACGUGCACUUUUCUGUUUGUAUGAGGAGUUGAAAGUUAAAUGAAAUGUUGAUUUAAUUCUUAGUGCCAUUAAUUAACGUAAUGCAAUUUAGUAUGGUUAUCCUUGCUGGACUUCCCAAAGAAGUAGGGGGUGGGGGUGGGGGUGGUAAACAAUGUUUGACCUAAUUUCUCUAAAGGGUCCUUGAAAGUUUAACAGUUAUUGCCAAUGGAAUUUAAACGAAAAUGCCUAAAAAUUGUUUACAUAAUAUAUAUAUUAUAAAGUAAAGCGAAUUUAAAUGUAUGAUAACUCUAAAUCAUAACAUGAGCUAGAGAGACGACGCUAAUGACCAAACGAUUAAAAAAGAUAACUAAAAAAAAAACAACUCACAAACCCCAACCCACACCCCCCACAAAAAAAAAAAAAAAAAAAAAAAAAAAAAAAAAAAAAAAAAAAAAAAAAUAUCCCACCAGGUCUUUCACUUUCUUCUAUAACCCACCAGGUCUUUCACUGUCUUUUAUAUCCCACCAGGUUUUUCACUGUCUUCUAUACCCCCCCCCAAAAAAAAAAAAAAAACCUACAAAGGGAAAUGCAUAGCAUUGAGAUUGUUUUUAUAAACAUAAGAAUAAGAACACAAGUCAAGAAGUUUAUUUUAUCGGAUAGUGCAAAUUAUUUUGCCAAAUAUCCCAUCCAUUUAAUUAAUUAAAUUAUAAGAUAUUGGCAUAGGUCCUACACAUAAAAAUUAAACAAAAAAUAAAUUGCGUAACUGUAAAAGGUAUCAAAAUUACAAGACUAUUACUAUUUUUUCCGCAAAAAUUAACAGUAGUCCUACAUUAUUAGUAGGCCUAUUGAUAGGUUUUGAAAUGUAUUUUUCUCUGUGAAGGCACGAGAACUCUGACGUCACCACGAGCAUAUUUAUCUGCAGUUAAGUGUUUAUUCAUUGCAAACAUUAUUACAACAUUGUGCGUUUGUUUUAUACCAAAUGAUUGAUUGGACUUUCUAGAUAAAAUUGAAUUUAAAAAAAUAUUAUUACUUUAUCAUUAUCUAGAAAUAUGUUAAACUUUAGCUUCAUUUAUUUAGAAAAGUUGGGGGAGGAAUAUAAUUAAUAGAAGAGCAUACGCCACUUACAACUUCACUAGCGCCCUCUCGUGCCCAAUCAAUGGAGUGCGCACCUGUCAGUGCUUCGGAUACAGGCCGGCGUCUUUGUUCCUGCUUUGAGAAAGAAAUCUAAAAUUUUGUAAUUAAUCCAAAUGAUGGCACCACAGAAAAGGUCUGCUGAAGAAGCGGAAUCCCUCUUGGUGGGUGUAAGAUGCAUUGUCUUUGACAUUGAAGGGACAACAACGCCUAUUUCGUUUGUGAAGGUAAGUCCAUGCCUUAAAUAUUUCUUUAUUAUUGGCAUUUGAUUCUAGUAGUUUUUUGCGGCUACUUCCCACCAUGAUCAAAUAAUCGUCGCUUGAUCCAACCUCCGGGGUUUCCGUCUUGAUCUUAUUUCGGGUGUUCGAAAUCAAUGAAAAUUCAAAAUGAAUAAAUAUACGCAAUUAAAACUACGUUGUAGCUUUUAACUAUAGUCGGGAGUAAUAAUUAUCAGGGCCAUUCAUUCAUCGUCAACCCGGAAAGUUCGGGGACGCGCGUUUUCCUUUUUGUUUAUCAACCGGGUAUUUACGAGUUUUGUUUGUAUCAGAAAUGCCGAGCAUAUUUAAUUUGUAAAAUAUGUUAAAUAUAAUUAUUUAAAAAAGAUGAUAUUUUUGGGUCUGAUAGAAUUACAACAGAUUUAACUCGUGUGUUUGUGUAAAUGUCUGACAAUGAUAAAUGUAAAUAAUGUUGUUAUGACUAGAUAUAGAUAGAUUUUAGUAUAGUAUAGAUACUAUAAUAGUGUCGUCCGCUAGGUUGUAGUAAGUUCUUCUGUUCCCGUUCGUAAAUUAAUUGAAACAGUCACAAAACAAAUAAUAAUCAGAAUAAUCUAGUUAUGUCAAUAUUUGAAUUAAUAUACAACGACAAUCGUAUUGGCUUCUUUUCCUUUUAUUGGUAUAAUUUAUUUGACACCGGCUUAUUUGAAGGAAGCCGCCUAUGCUUUGAUUUUGGUCACGUGACAAAAAUGCCUUCCAAACUGGUAUUUUCUGGCUUGGGGACUUUUCAUUUCUUGAAUCAGAGAAGGGGUGGCAGCAUUGUAGUUUUGUUAGUUUUUUUAAUGUUUAGUUACUAGUUUUAAGUGGAAAUGAUCGGAAUACUGAAAAAUUGUGAAAAUAAUAAUAAUAAUUCCAUCUUAGGCAUAGGCCUAGUGGAAAAUUAUAUUGACCAAAUUUUUUGAUUAAAUGAGUAAUAAUAAUAAACCUAGCUCAACUUUUUUUUACUAAUAAUAGUAUAGCCUAAUCUAGGCCCUAUUUAAUAUAGUCUAAUUAAGAUACACAUACAAGGCCUAAUUUGAGUUAUUUAUAAAUUGCAAAAAAAUAUAUAUAUAAAUGACACCUAAGCCUGUUUUAUUAUACAUGUAAUUUAGUAUAUUGUUGGCAAUACAUUCAAAUAUAAUAUAUUGGUCAAUUUAUAUUAGUAAUUAAAAAAUAAUGAAUCAUUAUUAAUUAUAGUUACUGGCUGUAAUUAGGCAGUGCUAUCUAUUACUAUUAUUUUCUCAAUGUACUGAUAAUACUGUUAUAGUUAAGUUAAGAAUUGUUUUUUUUUUUUAAAUUGAAAUUGGGGGUGGUGUCACACCCCUCAGAGAUUAUGUGGAAAUGUCCCAUUAAAUUGCGACAUUAUGGGAAUGAAUAGCAUACAGGUACUUUGGUUUCAACAAAGAAAAAAAAUAGCACUUCUAACCAUGCAUUUGAGGUAUCAGCAAGGAUGAGUUUCUCUUAUUAUUUCUAUUGAAUCUUGUAAGUGGGAUUUUUAUAAAAACCGAAGAAAAAAUUAAUUUUCAUUUAUUUUAACUGUAUGGAUCAAGAGAUUAUGUUUUUGAUGCGAAUAAUGCUCAGUGAAGAACAGGAAUGUUAUCAUUCUCAUCGUUGGUCUAGUCACCCUAAGACCAGUGUUGAGAUUCCCCAAAGUGAUGUCUUUGUGCUUAUGUUGAGACAACUCUUGGCUAAACCCAUGCAGUUAACUGAAAAUUUACAGCGACAGUAUUGCUAGUAUUAAAAUAUUUAAGUUAUUAAAAUAUAUUUUUUAAAUUAACACGUUGCUUACAUUUGUUAAAACAUUUCCUCAGGAUACACUCUAUCCUUAUGUAAGGAACAACAUUGAGGAUUACCUCAACAAGAACUUUGAAAAUGCAGAUUUACAGAAAGCUAUUGCUGCAUUGAGGGAUCAGGUAAUAACACAUUUUUAUUAUAUAUAUUUGGGAUAUUUGUGCAUUAAAGUAUCAUGACGUGUCAUUAAAAUAUGGUAAUGAGAAAAGCAUGUGUAUGUCUCAUUGUAGAUGGAGCCUGCUUUUUUUGCACAAAUUAUGUUAUUACUUAAAAGUAGAGUUUCAGACCUGGUUACUCAUAAGAUUUUGGCAAGCAAUGUACAAUAUUGAGGUGUCUUUUACCAUUGUACGCAGAGACGUUUCAAAUCUAUGAUUUUUUAAGAGACAGGUUUGAAAAAAUUGGUUUUAGUUUUAACACUUUUCACCCUCUGGGAAUGAAUGGACAGAGAAAUAUGAUUGGUUGGGGACCGUCCAUAAUUAUAUUCCAUACAAAAUGAGAGGGGAGGUAGGGAGGUGACUUAUAAAAUGUAUGUAGGUGCAUGAGAGGAGUAGGGGAGGUGUCUAAAUAUUUGUAAAGGCUAUACAACAGGGUUUUGGAGCAGACUUCAGAGAAGGGGGUGGUCAAAGGGCUUAAUGAAAUGUUUAUUAUUUCACUAACCAAUGGUAUUAACUUGAGUUAGGCAAUAGAAAGUAUGAAAAGUGGGGUAGAAAAAUAGGGAAUCGGUUUUAAAAAAUUAAUUUUUAAAAGUUAAAAUUAAAUUUUAUACAUUUUAAGAAUCAGUUUUUAUAAAUUUUGGCGCUCAUAGCGGUAAGAAAUGUUUCCAGCUUCAGGCAAAAAGUCUCCGCUCCAGCCUUGUUUCAUAAUGUUAGUGAUGAUUGUCAUGUUUUCACAAAGCACGUGCUACGCAUGGUAACAGUAAUAUUUAGGGUAAUCACCAUAGUGAAAAAUUGAGUAAAUAUUCGCUUUUUUUUUGUUAUAGGCUGUAUUACAUAAUUUAGUAACAUAAUUAUUUUAUUCUUUGCCAGAACUGCAGCAAUUGUGAAAAUGGAGAAAACUACAUAUUUUUCUUUUAUUAAUGCUCCGCACAGUAGCUGUAAAUUUUGACAUAAUUUAUUAGAUCUCUUAAGCGGCAUAUUAAAUCUAUUUUUAGAAGACACUAAGUAGCUUACAAUUAUUAAUUACCCAGUUUUGUUCCCGCACUCUACAGUUUGAGGUAGUUAUUAGAUUAUAAUAUGUUAACAGAAAUUAAAAUCGGGCAUCUUAGGCGUAAUGCAGAGAUGGCCAGCCACUUUAUAUAUAGAAUGUAUCACAAAUAGGCUUAUUUCUUAAUUCAAUUAGUGAUUAUUUUCAUUCUUGUCAUAAAUGCGAAUUUAAAAUAUAUUAUGCAUACAUCACUCUUUUUGACGGUACGCGCCUUUUCUGUGUUCAUUUACUGUAAUGAUUUAAAAAAAUAGAUAAAAUAAUUUCAAAUCUGAAAUAAAAUUCUCGGAUUAGGUGCAUAAUGAUGUAAAGCUAUAUUCAUGUAUAUGCAAAAGUGCAUACCUACAUUUUGAAUUUAUAUAUAAAUUUCCAACCCCCUCCCCUUUCUGGUAACUUUUGAGCCAUCCUCAAUUUCUAUCCCCUUGCCCCAUCUUUGUCUAUCAAAGUGGCUAUAAUAGGCACAUUUUUAUUUUAUAUACAUAUUUCAUCAUUGGGAGGUGUCCUUUUUUAACAUGCCAUGCGAGUAGUUUGUAUUCAUUAAAUUGUAUGUUAAUUUAUUUAAUAUUAUGAAAUAGUAUUCUACUAUUUUGGGAGUUCUAGUAUAAUUAAGUCUGGAGUUUAUUAUUUUUUUUGUUCCAUGGACCCAUCUGCCAGUCAGAUGAAGGCCUUGUACCCCUUCUCAGAAUUAAGUUUGUAAAUUAAAUCAAUAUAAUAAGUUGCAAAGGGAAAGCAGCUUAUGGACCCCAAAGUUUCCGUGGUUAACAAGUUAAGAACCCUUGCUUUAGAGUAAUGUCACCAAACGUCCCUAUUUGUAAUCUGAGCUUCACUUCAAUGCUCUUUUGGUCAUUCAUACUUGCAGGAGAGCAAAAUAAUCACUCAGACAAUUAAAUUAAUAUCUUUAAUGCACUUGAAUAUCUUUUGUAAAAACAUACUUUUGGUAAUAUUUAAGUGAGCAAUUGUUAUAAAUCAAUCUGUUUUCAAAAUGGCAAUUAUCCUCAACAAUACUAACUUCUUUUUUUUAACCAUAUGCAUAAAUUUUACAAUAUAUAUAUUAAUAAAUAUAUAUAUUAAUUAUAAAGAAUAUAAUUUGAUUCUUCUUGACUGUGAAUAAUAAGAAUUGAAAGUAAAAAAAAUUAAGGGUAAAAAUAAAGUUAGCCUAUGUCUUUGGGAGCUAAAUUUUCAUUUUGGCCUUAAAUAUUUCAGAAUUGUUUUUGCCUAUAAAAUCUUUUACUAACAAUUGUAUUUCAUAGAAAUAUAAUCACAAAAAAUGACAUAAUCAGCCAUUAUAUUCAAAACAAAUACCUAUUCAUUACCCUUAACAAAACAGAUGCAUACAAUUUUACACAUCAACUCACUCCCCCUUUCAAUAUGUUUGGAAAGCUGUAUGUUGGUGUAAAUAAAAAUGUGUUAACAAAAAUUACCAUGUAGAAAUAUUCAACUUUGAGGCUUAAUUUAUCUAAAGGCUGCAAAGGAAAAAGAAGAAAAAGUGGAAGGUGUUGUUGAAAUUCCAAGUGGGGACGCCAGCAAAGAAGAUGUUGUUAAAGCAGUGUGUGACAAUGUCCGAUGGCAAAUGGACGGUGACAGAAAAACCACUGAACUUAAAGCAUUGCAAGGAAUGAUUUGGAACGAUGCAUAUGAAUCAACAGAAAUAAAGGGAGAGUGAGUAUAUAUUUUGGUUCUGUCUGCAGGGUAAGGUUUCUGUUCUGGAGAUUCAUCUCUAAAAUGUUAUGUACCUGUCUCUUUGCGUCUUCUGGGUUGUUGUUUUUUUCUCUCGCUGUCCAUCUAAGUUAUGUCCUAGGAAGUGAGUUUUGGUGGGAUUCUUUAGACAUGACCAAGCCAAUGCCUGUUCCUUCCUGUCUCAGUUUCCACAAUAGUUGAUGCUCCAUCAUAACAUUAUUCUUUUUUUUAUGUUGCAUUUCUUUAGCCUGUUAAAAUACCAAAAAUUAUUGUUUUAGUGGACUUCAAAUAUUUAUUUGAAUGAUGAGAUUUUAAAUAUUUUGCAAAACUCCUUUCAGGCUCUUUGAGGAUGUUGGGCCAAUGCUGAAGAUGCUGGCAGAAGAAGGAUUUCAGCUGUACGUUUACUCUUCCGGCAGCAUUGAAUCACAAAAGCUUUUGUUUACAUAUUCCAGUCAAGGAGAUCUUUCAGAUGUAAGUUAUAGUCUGCAGAGCCUACCUUUAUAUAAUUUUUUGUUAAACAUCAAUAUUUCAAAACAACUUCCCGAGAUACUAAAAUUAUGAAGCUUUUUAAUUCCUAGCACUUGACAUGGUUAAAUCAGACCUGUUUACUCUUACGAUUUUGGUGUACAUUUUGAGAUGUCUUUGACGAUUGUAUGCCAAGACCUGUCAAGAAAUACAAUUUUAAGAGACAGUUGAAAAUAUGUUCCUGUGGUUUUUUUAAUUAUUAAAUAGUACAUUUUCGGUUGUUAGUUGCAUUCUACGUCCAGCAGUGAAUGGAUUGAGAAAUAAAAUUGGUUGAGGACCAUCUAUAAAUAUUUAAAUCUAAAAUAAACACUGUAUGAUGUAAUUAGAGCUUGAAAUAUUUUUAAGAGGGCUUUUGAAAUCAAUUUUUAGAACACAAAACAGUUGUAUGAUUUUUAAAACCCCUCUUCCUUUCACCAAUUUACAGCUUGUGGUAGUUAUCAGACUGUAAUAUGUUAACAGGAAAUAGGCAUAAUGCAUAUUGAUUAUUUUUUCAUUUAUACCUGUAACUUUUUAUAAAAAUUAAAUCUCAAGUUACUUGGUAGUUUUUUUUUAUGACGCCCUUAUUUAAUGAAUUUUUACCAGUAACUUUAUUUUUACUAGUGGCAGACAGUGAUAAUGUGUCUGCCUGUUCACCUCAAUAUUAAUUUAUGUCAGUGACAUAUUGCAAUAUAAACGUCAAUCAUGUACUUUUGGAGGUUACCUUUUUUGAGGUCAGUUUAACUCAAUCCCACUAGACACAUGAUGCCAGUAAUUAUUAUAUAUUUAUUUACUAAUAAGAUACUGAAUUUUACGAUAUACGAUUUUAGGAGGUAAAGAUGUCUGUAAAAUAAACCUUUCCCCCCUCCAAUGUCCAUUAUUAUUAAGAAUAUUUCUGUGGUGGGACUUGAACGUCUAUAAUUUUGAAAUCUGUAUUCAUUGAUUUUUUGUAGAGAAGCAAUUUUAAAUCUAAAAUUAUGACUAUUUAACAGGUGUUUGCUGGUUACUUUGAUACAACAACAGGAAGUAAAAACGAAAGUGCAAGUUACAAGAAGAUUGCCACAGAAAUUGGAAAUGAACCUAAAGAUAUCUUAUUCCUCACUGAUAUUCCUCAAGGUACUUUCGCUUUCUUUUUAGAAAAAAAAUCUCUGAAGAAUUUAUCAUGUAAAAAUUGGUUUAUUAAGAAUGUCAUUUAAAAAUGUAUGAUCAAUCACUACUUUUAAAUAAGAAUAUGCGAUUUCAAGAAGUGUUAUUUUUUAGAUGAGAUGUUAAAGUGUUCCAAGUAAUGUUUAGCUGUUAGCAGUAAUAGCAUUUAGUUUGGCUAGCUUAGGAAGUAAUCAUUUUAUAAAAAGGAAAUUAGAGGCAGAAAAUAGAAGAAUUUAUAAUUAAAUUAUUACUGUCAGAUGCGCCUGUAUCUGGAAUUCUCCGUGUUGCUUUCAAAAAGAAAAAUCUAUCACUUAUAUCUUAAUGUGCCAUGCAUGGUUUCUCUAUCACUUAUAUCUUAAUGUGCCAUACUUGGUUUCUUUUUGCUUUUUAUCAGGAAGUGAAAGUCUUAAUAACUUUGGACAUUACAUCAUUCACUUAAAAGAUAACACCUUUCAAUAUUUCAUAGAGGUUUACUAAAAUCCAAAUUAGCAGUGCCUUCUUUUAUUUUAAAAAUAAAAAGGCAUUUCUUUAUUUAUCCACCUUAUUUCUUCACCUCUGGUGGGGGUCUAACUUGAUGCUACCGUGGUUAUUAAUUUUUAUGCUUUUCUUAUUAACAGAGGCCGAAGCAGCAGUGUCUGCAGGGUUGCGCAGUGCACUUGUGAUUCGUCCGGGAAAUGCAGAAUUAACGGAUGAGCAUCUGCAAAAUUUUGCCUGUAUUGAAAGGUUUGAUGAGCUUUAUGGCGAUGAGGAUGAUGAAGAUGACAUUAAGAGGUUUGCUGGUGACAAUGGCGAAGCUGAAGAUGAUGAAGAUGAGGAAGAAGAAGGUGAUGAAGAGGAUGAUGAUGGUGAAGAGGAUGAUGGGGAAGAUGCUUGAGCAUUUUAGGGUAGAUUAUAAUUAGCAUGUAAGAAGCAAGACGUUUGAAGACAAUGAAGUGUGACGUGAAUGUAUGUGCAUCACUUAUAUUUCUAUUAGAUCUCUGGCAUUAGUUAAUUCAAAUAAGAAAUUUAACAAUGCCAAAGAAAAAUUUUAAGUUACCAGCAAUUAAAUCCAAUGUAUUGUUUUGUAGCAUCCAUGAAUAUUUCCUAAAAAUUCAAGGCAAUUAUUGUUUAGGAUUGAUAACGUCCUUCAUUCUGUUCUCAAUUGUCAUGUUCUCUUCUCUAGGUGUUGUAUUUUAUUGUGAGAUCUAAUAUAUCAAGGGAGUUUACCAAAAACCUGCUCAUUCAAUCAUUUUUUAUUUUCAAACCAGAGAACUUAAGAAAAAAAAAUUCAAACGCCCUAUGAUGUACAUAUCCUGAAUUGAUAGAUAAUUUUAGAUUAUAGAGUUUUGAUGAAUUCUUUGGGGAAAAAAAUCCUGGUCUUUGGGAAAUUGUCUUACAUUUUCUAUGUACAUCAUUUUUGUGCAAUGACAUUUGAUAUGUGGUGCUUUACGUUUGCAGAUAGUUGGUUACUGAUUGGCAGCUCUUUCUUUAUUCUGAUGAUAUAAAUUUUUAUCCAAUUUUUAAUUUUUUGUAAUUAAUAAAUCAUUCAUCUCAGCAUUUAUCUCAAAGAAAUAAGUCAUUUCACAGAUGUUAGUUAUGAUGCUGCCAAAAUAGUGAUAGUUUUUCUCCAUUUUGUGCGUGUUGUUUUUAAGCUCAGACAUGUUCAGUAGUAAUUGUUUUAGUUGUUAGCACUUUCAAAUGGAAUUAUGUUUAAGGGAUUGGCUAUAUAAUGUAGUUGUGUUAUUUUAUACUAGACAAAUCAGGUCUGAUAUAAAUUGUAUUUUUUUACAUUUUUUAAAUCUUGAGCAACAGAUAAUAUCAGGCAUGUCAUACUAGUCUGGCGUACUUUUUGCCAUCAAAUAAAUCAAUACUUGUAACAUUUGCUUAAAUUUCAUGAGAUAAAAAAAAUUAUAUGUUUCAAUAAUAAAUUGCUCUCCAAUUUAUAGCUUUAGUUUUACUUGUAAGUUAUCAUCACAAGUCUCAAUAAUACAAAUUUUAGAAAAUAUCAAACCUUUUCAACUUCAAAAUCUAAUGUCUCUAAUACUGGUACCUGUGUUUGACAUGCCUGCCAAGAAGAUGCAGAAUUGUAAGGGCAAAAUGCUUGUUUAGAUCAGGACAUUUAUUUCAAUUCUGUUGGUUACUAAUUGUUGAAAGGAAAUCUAUGAUCUGCAUUUUCCUUCAUGUUUCUAAAUAUGCAUAAACCAUGUAUUUGUCAGUACUGGAAUCUGUCUACCUUCAAUUCAUUCAUUGUUCUCUGUGGAAUCAAAAUGUUUUUUUUAACCAUGUUUAUUGGUUUAGUCAUUAAAGUUGACUGUGCAAUUGUUAAAUCACUGCACAGGUUGAACUAUUUAAAAAUAAAUCUUCAUAUUAAGAUUAUUCACUGCAAGAGAAUGUCUCACAUGUAUUGCAUCUGAACUUUUACUGUGUUCAAUGAAGUCACUUUUAUGUUUUAUAAUGUCAGUUUACAACAGAACCGUAAUACAAAAUGUAUUGAAUGCUUUUUAUUUGUGUGUGUGUGUGUGUGACUCCUCUUAAGAAAGUUAGAAGUUAGUAGUACUAGAUGAAAUCCUUGUUUUAAAGGACAUGGACAUAGUUUGGUGGUUAGGCUUUUAAAGAAGCAAAUUUUGUUUAUGAAAGGCACUUGCCUGGGUUGUUCGUAAUGAGUAGAUUAAACAUUUUUCUUUAACUGUGUAGACUAUUGUGAGUAUGCAUAAAGAAAGAAUUCUCCUCUUUCUCCACACAAAAAAAAAAAAUNCCCCAACUUUUGUGGAAUUCUUUUUUUAAGGUGGUUAGAUAUCAUUUUAUUUUCUAUGAACAUUAUCUUAUAUCCUUGUGUUGUAUUGACCAUGAACAAACUAUGUAGUUUCAUACAAACUGGAUGUGUUCUUUUUUUUUACUUGCCCUGAAUGUCCUGUCAUUUUGUUAAAUCUAAAUGGAGAUAACACCCCCCCCCCCCCCUCUCUCUCUCUCUCUAGAGUUGUAUUGUCACAAUGGAGGUGGUCUGUGUGCAUCAUGCAGGUCUACUGUCAGGUUGAUGGUUUUAAUUUUGUCCAGCAAGUUAAUUAAUUCAAUGGUGAAACUUGCGGCCUACCAACCUUUUUAGACAAGGGUCUGUAAGAUGAUGGAUCCCUUUUUGGGGGUGGGGGUUAUUAUGCUAACAUCAAGGUGGCCUAACUGAGAUAUCAAAUCAAAAGAUUUCACACAUUGUUAUUCCAUAAAAUUAAAUAUUUAAAACAAUUUUACUUUGUCAAAGUCAGUGAUUCUCAAACUUCCUAAUAAUGCGGCGAUCCUUAAAUACAGUACCUCAUGAUGUGCCCCACAACCAUAAAAUGCUACUUCAUAAAUGUGUGUUUGUUGAUGGUCUUAGGGCACCCCUGUGUAAGGGUCGCUCAACUCCUAAAGGGGUUGCAACCCACAGACCGCUGGUCUAAGUGAACCAUUGUGCAGAGUAUUCCGAUUAAUUUGGUACUAAAAAUAAAAUAUUAGAUUGAGAGCAUGAGCCAAAUAUGCAUUUAUCUCAGUGUACUUGGUGGAGGCAAGAUUGGUUUCACUUGCAAUCUGAGAUGCAAUUUAUCAACCUAUUUAUUAGUCAUUUGAUAUUUUAAGUAAGGAAAUAUCUUUCUCAGUUCAAAAAUCAGGCCUGAACAUUAUGGAAGUUGAAUAUGUUGGAUGAAGUUGGGCUAUUACAUUUUUGUUUCCCCCAGAAAUCACAAAACUGAUGAUUGAAACCCUUGGGAGCAAUACCAGGUUAUUUCAGUAGACUUUUUGGGACAGUUUUAUUUAUAUUAUAAGACAGAUAUGUGCAUAAAUGUUAAGUACCAUACAAAUUUUGUUGGCGCAGCACACACCCCUUCCAUGUGAACAUUAUAUAUAAAUGGCUCCAUACCACAUUAUUCUAUUAACUUUAAAAGUUGGUGGCUUGCAUUAUUACAAUAGAUAACAUAAUUUGGAAUUGCACUGGAUAACAAAUAGCAUGACUUUCUAGUAAAUUAGUUUUCCAUUGCAAACUAGGCACAAGAUACAUUGAAUAAAAUUGAAAAUGGGUUAAAUGAAAGUAAAGACAACAGGCCAAGAUCGAAUGGACCAAAUUUAAUGAUCAGGAUUCAACAAAAGGUG